GAGCACGGAGAGAGGACGCCGCGCAAGGUGUCGGGCGCGGGUACGCACAGUUCUGAGCUGGAGUCGAGGCGCGACCAUGAGCACGCCCGCCCGCCGGAGGCUGAUGCGGGACUUCAAGAGGAUGCAGACUGACCCUCCGGAGGGGGUGAACGGGGCGCCGUGCGACAACGAUAUCAUGAAGUGGCACGCUGUUAUCUUUGGGCCAGACGACACUGCUUGGGAGGACGGGACCUUCAAGUUGAGUGUCGAGUUCACGGAGGAGUACCCGAACAAGGCCCCGACCGUCAAGUUUUUGACCAAGAUGUUUCACCCGAACAUCUACGCCGACGGCUCGAUCUGCCUCGACAUUCUGCAGAACCAGUGGAGCCCGAUCUACGACAUCUCGGCGAUCCUCACCUCGAUCCAGUCGCUGCUCUGCGACCCGAACCCGAACUCACCGGCAAACUCCGAGGCGGCGCGACUCUACCAGGAGAACCGGCGCGAGUACGAGCGCAAGGUGAAGGAGAUCGUCGAGCAGUCGUGGGCCACUGAGGGGGACGGCGAGUGAGGAGGGAGAGGGUCAGUUUGUUCACAACCUCAGCUGAAACUCUCAGCUACCACCUUGCCGGUCUCGAGCAGGAGCUUCGCGCGCGGCCCAGAGGCUCGCCACUCUCCCUCUGCUCAGUGCACGCGCCGUGUAAGGGGACUGGAGCCGAGAGGCGCGGGGUGCGCGCGCCACGAGAACGCGGCGUUGUAUCGCUCGCACACCGAUCACCGUAUAAUCAGUAUCGAGUAUGUCAUGUGCCGAUGUGUGUGAGUCCAACACGAAAGUAAAAGAAACUGUGUGUGGAGA
Molecule: messenger RNA, 832 nt
Organism: Emiliania huxleyi CCMP1516
Lineage: Eukaryota; Haptophyta; Isochrysidales; Noelaerhabdaceae
Exons: 5
Coding region: 77-547 (156 amino acids)
Biological process (GO): protein polyubiquitination; proteasome-mediated ubiquitin-dependent protein catabolic process; DNA repair
Molecular function (GO): ubiquitin conjugating enzyme activity
Source: RefSeq, a predicted model, not a curated record